AUGAUUCAGCCCCAUCCACGCAAGCUGGAUGACGUUUCUCAUGAACCAUGGUCGCCCUGCAUCAGUCGCGUCGCAAUCAAUGCGAAAGCUUACAUUCUCGAUCCUUUGACUGCUCCUGAACCAAACCAAGAAACUGGAAUUGGAGCUUCUCACAACCUUUCAGCGCAAUUACGCAAUAUCUCUCUCGAGAACUCAAGCCCAAGCCCAAGCCCGAGCCAAGACCGCAGCCAAGAUCGCAAGCACAAGCAUAGAUCAUCAUCUCAUAGCCAUCGACAUCGCAGCUAUCCUACUCCUCCUACUUCAGCCAGCCCAACUCGUUCUGACUUUCAUCCCUCGAACCCUUUCUCGGACUCUGCGGCUACACGACGAGCUCCCUCUUCCAAGUCGCUGUCUCCUCCAAAUUCACCCCCAGCCGACUCUCGCCGUUAUCCACCCAAUUCUGCAGUCACCCGUUCAUCCAGCGCCCGGGUUCCCCAGCAAUCAAGCCUUCGACCUCCGCCUGUUCACCACCGUAGCUUCAGCACCGGCAAUUGUGACAUUUCACGCAAGCCCUCGCUUAACCAGCGAUUCCCAGGCGACAUGUCUCACAGACCACUCGAAAUCCUCAGAAAAGAGGCCCGCGCAGCUGAUCGCGCACCUCAUUUGCGACGAAAGCAAUUACCUGUGACCGACACCAUUGAUGCGCUCGACACCAUCGGCGGGACAUACCAUCACGGUGGUCCUUAUGACGCCACUCUUGCCAGCCGCAACCGAAACAAGAUGUACUCGCCCGUUGCCGCCGUUCAGGAUUCCAACAACGAGGCUAUCCGUGCCACCCCCAGAGAGUAUAUUGAGGACUCUCUUAGACGGCAUAUUCCACUUCAAGGAACUGCUACAAUUCCCAGUGGCGAGCAGGAUUUCCGUGGUGACAGAAUUGAAUAUGAGGAAGGUGCCGAUCUCAUGAGAGAACCUGAUGCGGUCGGCGGCGCAUACAAGCGUUGGGAUGGUAUUAAAUACCAUCCUAAUGACCUCAAGGGAAAGGGUGAACCUUCCUAUACCUACGAGAAGGACCUAAAGGAAAAGAAGCGCCUACGCCGUGGGGAACCCGUCGAGUACGAAUUGUCAUCAGGUAUGAAGAGUAGCAGACGCCCUCCCUUCAGCCACCACCGAAGCUUCAGCGAGAACCCACGAUCAGCACUUUCUCAAGACGGCGCUUCAGAUGGAACCGGUCUUCGCCGCAACAACUCUACAGGCCGACAUCGCCUGAGCGAUGGUCUUCGAAGACGCUUUGGUAGUAUGAGGCGCAAGAAGGUCGAUGAGGUCCGAUAAGUUUCCUAGACGCUGUGUGUUUCUUUAUCUCUUUUCUUUGUGGAUUUUGGCGUUAUCAUGCUGGCGAUUGAUAAGGAAGAAACUCUCUGUUGGGACUAUGACGUGUAUACAAUGGCGAGAUGGCUACCGAUGACGACACGGGCGCGAUUAGGAUUUUGUGUUUUACUGGGCAGCGCUUGUGCUUGGCAGUGGUAGAGAUAUCUUGGGGGGAAAAAGAAAAGCGCCAAGUAUGGUUACUGUGUGCUACGAGCGAGUUAGAGCUAUGAAUUAUAUCCAGUACAGAAGUUGUGUCUUGUGCUCCA
Molecule: messenger RNA, 1610 nt
Organism: Fusarium vanettenii 77-13-4
Lineage: Eukaryota; Fungi; Ascomycota; Sordariomycetes; Hypocreales; Nectriaceae
Exons: 3
Coding region: 1-1308 (435 amino acids)
Cellular component (GO): cytoplasm
Source: RefSeq, a predicted model, not a curated record